Messenger RNA from Saimiri boliviensis boliviensis (Bolivian squirrel monkey), 4138 nucleotides. The record is from RefSeq and is a predicted model, not a curated record. NCBI's taxonomy places the organism in Eukaryota, Metazoa, Chordata, Mammalia, Primates, Cebidae.
GUUCAAGUGGAGCGCUCCUAACCGACGGGCGUCUGUGGAGGGGCGGCUUGGUCUGGGGUCGUCUCGUGGGUCCUGCCGGUUUGGUCGCUUUCGGGGUUCUCGAGCCCCUUCCCGACCGUCACCAUGGAAGUGUCACCAUUGCAGCCUGUAAAUGAGAAUAUGCAAGUCAACAAAAUAAAGAAAAAUGAAGAUGCUAAGAAAAGACUGUCUGUUGAAAGAAUCUAUCAAAAGAAAACACAAUUGGAGCAUAUUUUGCUCCGCCCGGACACUUAUAUUGGCUCUGUGGAAUUAGUGACCCAGCAAAUGUGGGUUUACGAUGAAGAUGUUGGCAUUAACUAUAGGGAAGUCACUUUUGUUCCUGGUUUGUACAAAAUCUUUGAUGAGAUUCUAGUUAAUGCUGCGGACAACAAACAAAGGGACCCAAAAAUGUCUUGUAUUAGAGUCACAAUCGAUCCGGAAAACAAUUUAAUUAGUAUAUGGAAUAAUGGAAAAGGUAUUCCUGUUGUUGAACACAAAGUUGAAAAGAUGUAUGUCCCAGCUCUCAUAUUUGGACAGCUCCUAACUUCUAGUAACUAUGAUGAUGAUGAAAAGAAAGUGACAGGUGGUCGAAAUGGCUAUGGAGCCAAAUUGUGUAACAUAUUCAGUACCAAAUUUACUGUGGAAACAGCCUGUAGAGAAUACAAGAAAAUGUUCAAACAGACAUGGAUGGAUAAUAUGGGGAGAGCUGGUGAGAUGGAACUCAAGCCCUUUAAUGGAGAAGAUUAUACAUGUAUCACCUUUCAGCCUGAUUUGUCUAAGUUUAAAAUGCAAAGCCUAGACAAAGAUAUUGUUGCACUAAUGGUCAGAAGAGCAUAUGAUAUUGCUGGAUCCACCAAAGAUGUCAAAGUCUUUCUUAAUGGAAAUAAACUGCCAGUAAAAGGAUUUCGUAGUUAUGUGGACAUGUAUUUGAAGGACAAGUUGGAUGAAACUGGUAACCCACUGAAAGUAGUACAUGAACAAGUAAAUCACAGGUGGGAAGUGUGUUUAACAAUGAGUGAAAAAGGUUUUCAGCAAAUUAGCUUUGUCAACAGCAUUGCUACUUCCAAGGGUGGCAGACAUGUUGAUUAUGUAGCUGAUCAGAUUGUGACUAAACUUGUUGAUGUAGUGAAGAAGAAGAACAAGGGUGGUGUUGCAGUAAAAGCACAUCAGGUGAAAAAUCACAUGUGGAUAUUUGUAAAUGCCUUAAUUGAAAACCCAACCUUUGACUCUCAGACAAAAGAAAAUAUGACUUUACAGCCAAAGAGCUUUGGAUCAACAUGCCAUUUAAGUGAAAAAUUUAUCAAAGCUGCAAUUGGCUGUGGUAUUGUAGAAAGCAUACUAAACUGGGUGAAGUUUAAGGCCCAAGUCCAGUUAAACAAGAAAUGUUCAGCUGUAAAACAUAACAGAAUCAAGGGAAUUCCCAAACUUGAUGAUGCCAAUGAUGCAGGUUUGGUCCCUCAGGAUUACUUGUAUGGACAGACUACCACGUAUCUGACAUAUAAUGACUUCAUCAACAAGGAACUUAUCCUGUUCUCAAAUUCUGAUAAUGAGAGAUCUAUCCCUUCUAUGGUGGAUGGUUUGAAACCAGGUCAGAGAAAGGUUUUGUUUACUUGCUUCAAACGGAAUGACAAGCGAGAAGUAAAGGUUGCCCAAUUAGCUGGAUCAGUCGCUGAAAUGUCUUCUUAUCAUCAUGGUGAGAUGUCACUAAUGAUGACCAUUAUCAAUUUGGCUCAGAAUUUUGUGGGCAGCAAUAAUCUGAACCUCUUGCAGCCCAUUGGUCAGUUUGGUACCAGGCUACAUGGUGGCAAGGAUUCUGCUAGUCCACGAUAUAUCUUCACAAUGCUCAGCUCUUUGACUCGGUUGUUAUUUCCACCAAAAGAUGAUCACACAUUGAAGUUUUUAUAUGAUGACAACCAGCGUGUUGAGCCUGAAUGGUACAUUCCUAUUAUUCCCAUGGUGCUAAUAAAUGGUGCUGAAGGAAUCGGUACUGGGUGGUCCUGCAAAAUCCCCAACUUUGAUGUUCGUGAAGUUGUAAAUAACAUCAGGCGUUUGAUGGAUGGAGAAGAACCUUUGCCAAUGCUUCCAAGUUACAAGAACUUCAAGGGUACUAUUGAAGAACUGGCUCCAAAUCAAUAUGUGAUUAGUGGUGAAGUGGCUAUUCUUAAUUCCACAACCAUUGAAAUCUCAGAGCUUCCCGUCAGAACAUGGACCCAGACAUACAAAGAACAAGUUCUAGAGCCUAUGUUGAAUGGCACUGAGAAGACACCUCCUCUCAUAACCGACUAUAGGGAAUACCAUACAGAUACCACUGUGAAAUUUGUUGUGAAGAUGACCGAAGAAAAACUGGCAGAGGCAGAGAGAGUUGGGCUACACAAAGUCUUCAAACUCCAAACUAGUCUCACAUGCAACUCUAUGGUGCUUUUUGACCACGUAGGCUGUUUAAAGAAAUAUGACACGGUGUUGGAUAUUCUAAGAGACUUCUUUGAACUCAGACUUAAAUAUUACGGAUUAAGAAAAGAAUGGCUCCUAGGAAUGCUUGGUGCUGAGUCUGCCAAACUGAAUAAUCAGGCUCGCUUUAUCUUAGAGAAAAUAGAUGGCAAAAUAAUCAUUGAAAAUAAGCCUAAGAAAGAAUUAAUUAAAGUUCUGAUUCAGAGGGGAUAUGAUUCAGAUCCUGUGAAGGCUUGGAAAGAAGCCCAGCAAAAGGUUCCAGAUGAAGAAGAAAAUGAAGAGAGUGACAACGAAAAGGAAAGUGAAAAGAGUGACUCCGUAACAGAUUCUGGACCAACCUUCAACUAUCUUCUUGAUAUGCCCCUUUGGUAUCUAACCAAGGAAAAGAAAGAUGAACUGUGCAGACUAAGAAAUGAAAAAGAACAAGAGCUGGACACAUUGAAGAGAAAGAGUCCAUCAGAUUUGUGGAAAGAAGACUUGGCUGCAUUUAUUGAAGAACUGGAGGCUGUUGAAGCCAAGGAAAAACAAGAUGAGCAAGUUGGACUUCCUGGGAAAGGAGGGAAAGCAAAGGGGAAAAAAGCACAAAUGGCUGAAGUUUUGCCUUCUCCAUCUGGUCAAAGAGUCAUUCCACGAAUAACUAUAGAAAUGAAAGCAGAUGCAGAAAAGAAAAGUAAAAAGAAAAUUAAGAAUGAAAAUACUGAAGGAAGCCCUCAAGAAGAUGGUAUGGAAUUAGAAGGCCUAAAACAAAGAUUAGAAAAGAAACAGAAAAGAGAACCAGGUACAAAGACAAAGAAACAAACUACAUUGCCAUUUAAGCCAAUCAAAAAAGGAAAGAAGAGAAAUCCCUGGUCUGAUUCAGAAUCAGACAGGAGUAGUGACGAAAGUAAUUUUGAUGUCCCUCCACGAGAAACAGAGCCACGGAGAGCAGCAACAAAAACCAAAUUCACAGUGGAUUUGGAUUCAGAUGAAGAUUUCUCCGAUUUUGAUGAAAAAACUCAGGAUGAAGAUUUUGUCCCAUCAGAUGCUAGUCCACCUAAAACCAAAACUUCCCCAAAACUUAAUAACAAAGAACCGAAACCACAGAAAAGUGCCACGUCAGACCUUGAAGGUGAUGAUGCUAAGGAUAGCGUACCACUGUCUUCAAGCCCUCCUGCUACACAUUUCCCAGAUGAAACUGAAAUUACAAACCCAGUUCCUAAAAAGAAUGUGACAGUGAAGAAGACAGCAGCAAAAAGUCAGUCUUCCACCACCACUACUGGUGCCAAAAAAAGAGCUGCCCCAAAAGGAACUAAAAAGGAUCCAGCCUUGAAUUCUGGUGUCUCUCAAAAGCCUGAUCCUGUGAAAACCAAGAAUCGCCGCAAAAGGAAGCCAUCCACUUCUGAUGAUUCUGACUCUAAUUUUGAGAAAAUUGUUUCUAAAGCAGUCACAAGCAAGAAAUCCAAGGGGGAGAGUGAUGACUUCCAUAUGGAUUUUGAUUCAGCUCCGGCUCCUCGGGCAAAAUCUGGACGGGCAAAGAAACCUAUAACAUACCUGGAAGAGUCAGAUGAAGAUGAUCUGUUUUAAAAUGUGAGGCAAUUAUUUUAAGUAGUUAUCUUAUUGAGCCCAAGACUGGUUUUAAAGUUACCUGAAGCUGUUAACUUUCUCCCCUCUGAAUUUAGCUUGGGGAAGGUGU